This is a messenger RNA of Entelurus aequoreus (snake pipefish), 3125 nucleotides long. RefSeq names its product interferon induced with helicase C domain 1 (gene ifih1). The transcript is spliced from 16 exons. Gene Ontology annotation, cellular component: cytoplasm. The record is from RefSeq and is a predicted model, not a curated record. NCBI's taxonomy places the organism in Eukaryota, Metazoa, Chordata, Actinopteri, Syngnathiformes, Syngnathidae. The coding region runs from base 14 to 2905 and encodes 963 amino acids. Gene Ontology annotation, biological process: positive regulation of interferon-beta production; innate immune response; response to virus. Gene Ontology annotation, molecular function: double-stranded RNA binding; single-stranded RNA binding; ATP binding.
CUGAGGACUGACAAUGGAGGCUGAUGCGAGCGACUUGAUGAAGGAGAAUCUUAUCGACAGUUUUAGACCGAGAUUGAGAGUUUUUAUGUCCGUGGAUCCGGUCCUGGAUCAUCUCCCUUUCCUCCGAGCGGAGCAGAAAGAAAGUAUCCGAAAAAGGGCCAAAACCGACGGCGACCUGUCGGCGGCGGACGAGCUCAUCUCCGCGGUCGUUCAGAAGCCUCACACGAAAGGUUGGUUCCAGGAGUUUGUGGACGCCUUGUCCGGGGCGGGCUACCAACAAGCGGCGGACCUGAUCCAGGUGGGCCGGCCUGACUCCCUGGUGGAGGCGGACAACGACUGCUUCAUGCGCCUGAUCGACAUCCUGGCGCCCAGCCUGCUGGACAUGGACACCAAGGAAGUGUGCACCAAAUGUUUUGCCAGAAAACUCCUCACGAAAGACGACGACGACGUGAUCCUCCGCGUAGCAGACACCCAAGGACUGAGAGACGCGGCCCGUGAGCUCCUGAAAAGGAUCGUGAGGUGUAAGUCCAGCUGGUUCUCUGAUUUCCUUCGGGUGUUGAGGGAAACUGAGCACCAUGACCUGUGUCGGCUGCUGCAAGGGUCGUCGGACUGCGACAGCACAGGAAGCCUCCCUGCGAUGGACAGUCCGGCACUGUCGGAGGACUCCCAGGACGACACCACAGACUUGUACAGAAGCGAGAGCGCCCUGGCAGAGUCACCACGAUGGUCCAGAAGGUCGAAGGCGUCAUCGCCAGAUCUUAGUGACUCGGGUGCGGCCACCAGAGUUGCAGAAAGUGCUGAUAUUGUCCUUCGAGACUAUCAGGAGGAGGUGGCUCAGCCGGCCUUGGAGGGCAAGAACAUCAUCAUAUGCCUCCCCACAGGAAGUGGUAAAACCCGGGUGGCGGUCUUUAUUGCCGCCCAGCAUCUGGGCCGCAGGACAAAAGAGGGCAAGACGGCUAAAGUGGUGGUUCUGGUGAACAAGGUUCCUCUGGUGGAGCAGCACUACGCCUCAGAGUUCCAUCCCUUCCUCAAGCACGCGUACAGAGUGGAGCGAGUCAGUGGAAGCUCUGCGCUCAAAAUCUGCUUCGCGGAUAUUUUGAAGAACAACCACGUCAUCAUCUGCACCGCUCAGAUUCUGGAGAACUCCUUGGAGAGGUCGCUCAAAGGCGAGGACGAGGGCGUGCGUCUGCAAGAUAUCUCCCUGAUGAUAAUAGACGAGUGCCACCACACCAAGAAGGGGGAGGUGUACAACCAGGUGAUGAUGAAAUACCUGAAGCAGAAGAACGCAAACACCAAGCUGAGGAAGGAGCAGAAGGAGACCGUGCCGCUUCCUCAAAUCCUCGGCCUCACCGCCUCACUCGGGGCCGGCGACGCGACGAAGCUGCUAACGGCGGAGAAAAACAUUCUGCAGAUUUGUGCCAACUUGGAUGCCUGUCAAAUCCUGACCGGGAAUCUGGGGGAAUAUAGAAAUGAACCCAGCAAAAAAAUGGUUCUCGUUGAAGACAAAAAUAAGGAUCCCUUCGGUGACGUCAUCAAGAAAAUCAUGAACAGUAUCCACACUCAUUCCCAGCUGAGCCCCGCCUGCGAGCUGGGCUCCCAGAACUACGAACAGUGGGUGGUCCAGACGGAGAGGAAAGCUGCCAAGGAGGAAGAUCCAAAGGUGCGGAUUUGCGCUGAGCACCUGCGCCGCUACAACGAGGCCAUGCAACUCAGCAACACCAUUCGCAUGUGCGACGCCUUCAGCUUCCUCAACAAACACCACGAGGAGGAGCUGAAGAGCAAACGCAGCCCCGAGGAGGAGCACGUCAUAAACAUCACCCACACCGAGAGACUCCUCUUCAAUCUCUUCACAGACAACAAGGAAAGGCUUCAGGAACUUUCCACCCAGCAAAGCAAUGAGAACGACAGCCUGUCCAAACUGCGAGACAACAUUCUCCGACUGUUCACCACCAAGGUGGAGGCCAGAGGGAUCAUUUUCACCAAAACCCGCCGCAGCGCCAUGGCUCUCAACCACUGGAUCCUGGACGACCAGAAGUUCUCGGACGUGGGCGUGACCCCCUCCUACCUCAUCGGAGGAGGGGACCAGAGUGCCGUCAAGCCCAUGACCGCCGCCGAGCAGAAGGACGUGCUGACCAAGUUCCAUGGCGGUGCGGUCAACCUGCUGGUGGCCACCUCCGUGGCAGAAGAAGGCUUGGACAUCCCCGCUUGCAACUUUGUCAUCUGCUACGGCCUGGUGACCAAUGAGAUUUCUAUGAUACAGGCCCGAGGUCGAGCUCGAGCCAAGGACAGCGUUUACAUCGUGAUCGAGGUGAAAGGCUCCUGCGUGACUGAGAAGGCGUACGUCAACGAGUACCGCGAGGACCUGAUGACUCAGGCCACGGCCAGAAUCCGACAGUUGAGUCCUGAAGACUACAACAGAAAGAUCAAAGAGUUCCAACUCCAGGCCAUCCUGGAAGAUGUGAUGAAGAAGACAAAGUCCAAGCAGAAAGGCAAGAAGUUUGAGGAGCCCUCCGAAGUUGAGCUGAGCUGCAGGAAGUGCAACAAUUUGGUGUGCAAGGGCGACGACAUCCAGAUCAUCGAAGGCAUGCACCACGUCAACGUGUCCCCGCACUUCAGUGAACUGUACAUCCGGAAAGGAAACUUGGCUCUUGAAGAACGUCUUCUGGACUACGAGACCAACGGCACCGUCGCAUGCAAGAACUGUGGCCAGGACUGGGGCUCCAUGAUGGUGUACCGCAGCAUCGACCGUCCUUGCCUGUCGCUGAAGAACUUCGUGGUGAGCAUCGGAGACAAGAAGAUGAGUAACUUCACCAAGUGGAGCGAGCUGGCCGUCAACUUCCAGGCCUUCGACUACAUCGAGCACGCCAGCUGCUUGGCUCUCGCUGCGGCUGACCACACCUUCUAGGUAAACAAAGGAUUAUUGGCGCUUUUAUUCUGAAAUACAUUUAUGGCUGGCAAUCAUCAACUGCUGUGCUUCUCCAUUUAACGUAAACAACUGCCGUCUAAUAUGACAUACUAUAUAUAUUUAGGGAAAGUAAAUCAAAAAUAAAGUGAACUUGAAUCAAUUUAUGAUCAUGAUUUAUGUUAGGCCAGCAGCUUCUCCAUAUUUUCUUGAAUAAAUGUCC